AUGGGUUUGUGGGAAGCUGGAGAAAACGAGUCGGUGGACUCCAAUUAUGAGAACACCUCUGCAUGCGAUCUUGACGCCGCGGAUCCCGGCGAGGAUGCCGGUAGCGAGGGGAAGGAGAAAGCAGACAGUUCUUCGAGACAAACACACUCACCAAUUGGACAGGAAAGUGUGCAUGCUUCUGCGGGUUCGAUUCGGGUCUCUAGAAAGUUCCCGAAAGCGCAGAACGCCAGUGACAACGCGGAUGCCUCGACCCCCGCUUCUCUGGAAGCUUCCGACGGGGAAGAGGCAGGAUCGGUCCAGAAAGCUUCGAGUGUAUCCUCAGGCAGUAGUGAAAAGGCUAGGAAAAGUGACGGUGCAGCAGAGCCCCUGGAACAGGGCGCUCGACCCUCGAGCUCUGCGUUUUCCAUCUUAAAGAAGUCCUCAACUGUCAGCAGACGGUCUUCCAAGCUCUCUGUGCGCUUCGGAGAAACCGAACUAUCUGACGAGGAGAACUCGAAGUCGGCAGGCGUUGUCGCUGCGCUCAGCAGCGUUAUGCACGACUACCGAGAUGCACCUGAGCCUUCGAAAACCGACAAUGUGUCGUGGAGUACUUCAGAGGCCACAGAAACUCAGCACACUUUUCAGCAACUGCGGCAGAGAGAGAAGGAAUCGGUAGCAGCGAUCGAUUCUACCCUGCAGUCGCUAGUCGUCAGCUCCAGCGGGGGCUCACAUGCGAGGUCGAGUGAUGCAUCGGGAAUCACAAACCUAAAAUCCCUGUCCUCCACGUCAGAACCUGUUCUGUCGGAACUCACAAAAAAACUGCAAAAACGGAGGAAGAGUGAGUGA
Toxoplasma gondii ME49 is the source of this 825-nucleotide messenger RNA. RefSeq lists its product as hypothetical. NCBI's taxonomy places the organism in Eukaryota, Apicomplexa, Conoidasida, Eucoccidiorida, Sarcocystidae. The coding region runs from base 1 to 825 and encodes 274 amino acids. The record is from RefSeq and is a predicted model, not a curated record. The transcript has a single exon.